Messenger RNA from Diceros bicornis minor, 4249 nucleotides. It is a transcript of the gene FKRP, whose product is annotated as fukutin related protein. The record is from RefSeq and is a predicted model, not a curated record. Gene Ontology annotation, biological process: protein O-linked glycosylation via mannose. The transcript has 2 exons. NCBI's taxonomy places the organism in Eukaryota, Metazoa, Chordata, Mammalia, Perissodactyla, Rhinocerotidae. Bases 1563 to 3050 code for a protein of 495 amino acids. Gene Ontology annotation, cellular component: Golgi apparatus.
GUGCAGGAUCCCGGGCAGGCUCAGGGGCUCCGGCCCCGCCGUGGGCCCGGGGCUGCCUCCGCCGCCGCCUCCCUUAGCGGCCGGGCCGGGCCCGGGGGACGGGGCAGGGGCCGGGGCCGCGCCCGUCGGGCCGGGGCCUGCGGCGGAGCCGAGCGGGCGGCAGGAGGAGGCGGCGGCGGCGACCGCGGCGGCCGCUCGCUCCUCCAUCAUGGAGGCCCCGGGGCCGGCCCGCGCGCCCGCCGUGCCUCGCGCGCCUGCGCGGCCGCGCCAACCUCCCCCCCCCCCCCGCCCCCCGGCCCUCCGCGCGCGCUCGCCGGGGCUGGGGGGGUGGGGGCGGAGACGGGAACGAGGCCCGGCGCGCGCCUCGCCCACCCGGGUCGACCCCGACGGCGCGCGUGCGCGCGCGGGGGGCGGGAAGGGGGCGCGCGCCCCGAGGGGGGCAAACGCGACCCAGGCGCCGCGCGGGGGUCGCCCCUGGGAAGAGCGGGACUAGGGGAGGGGUCGCUAUGUGCCCCCCUUCUCCCUCUUCACCCCAAAGAAAGAUUCAAACCCUCUCCAGACCCAAAUCCCACUCUCAUCGACAGUCAAUGUCUGUCACUCUUUGAGAGAAAGGGCGACCACCAUCCUCUCUCAUUCCUGGCCAGGGGCGGUUGUCAUGGUAACCUUUCCCCAGCUCGGAACACCCCAGCCUCCCCUCCCUUCCCCUCCACCUUUGUGGUUAUGGAGUCCCAAACCUUUCCUGUACCUGCACCAGGAGGAGGUUGCUAAGGUAACCUAAGUCCCUUGUGGUCCUUCUUCCCCUACCCUCAUUGGUUACUAUGACAACCUCACCUAGCACUCAGGUAAAAAGGGCCCCAGCCCCAAGGACACUGAUGGCUGAGGGAAACACUUCUUUCCUAACCCCUCCCCCCAGCUACUCAGUUGGCAUUACCAUGGUAACCAUCUCCCCCCUUCCCCAUCGUGGGAGGUCCAUGGACCAAACCCAACAGGUGUUUUUAUUUAGAGAAGAUGCUCUGCUGAGCAGUAGUUGCUAUGGUUACAGAGCCUGGCCCAUCCCCAGAGACGUGAGAAGCAGGCAAGGCCAAGCCCUGGUUACUAUGGUAACGGGGGCAGUCCCCCUUCCUGUGACCCUUGGAACUAGGCCCACUAAGGUACGGGAUGUUUUAUGAUUGUCUCUCAGCAUGGAGUGUGUCUAGGGGAGGAGUUGUCAUGGUAACACCUUCUGUCACUUCCAGCCCUACCUUUCUGGACACAUUCAUGAGAGGGAUGCUUAGAGGUUGCUAUGAUAACUAACAUCCUUCCCUCCCACUCCUAAGAUGCUCCAGGUGGUGCCCAAGCUUGUGCGACUUCAAAAGAAAUGAUUCCCUGACCUUCUCACUGCCACUUUUGUAGAUAAGAUGAAAUUGUGCUCUAUUGUGCAAAAUUGGCUGAUUUGAGGUUUUCUGGUUCUCCUUCCCUCAGCAGUGCAGCUGAGCUGGGCUGGAACCACCUGCCUGGAGCUCCCCCAGCCUGCAACCUAGGAGGAUACCCUGGAGGUCCAGCUAGGGCCUGACUUCGGCCCCAUGCGGCUCACGCGCUGCCAGGCUGCCCUGGCAGCCGCCAUCACCCUCAACCUCCUGGUCCUGUUCUACGUCUCGUGGCUGCAGCACCAGCCCAGGAGCUCCCGGGCCCGGGGCCCCCGCCGUGGAUCUGCCGCCGGCCCCCGCGUCACCGUCCUGGUGCGGGAGUUCGAGGCCUUCGACAACGCGGUGCCCGAGCUGGUGGACUCCUUCCUGCAGCAGGACCCAGCCCAGCCGGUGGUGGUGGCCGCCGACAGCCUCCCCUAUCCGCCCCUGGCCCUGCCCCGCAUCCCCAACGUUCGCCUGGCGCUGCUCCAGCCCGCCCUGGACCGGCCGGCCGCGGCCUCGCGCCCCGAGACCUACGUGGCCACCGAGUUCGUGGCGCUGGUGCCCGACGGCGCGAGGGCCGAGGCUCGGGGCCAGCUGGAGCGCAUGGUGGAGGUGCUCCGGGCGGGAGGCGCACGCCUGGUGGCCGCCCCGGUCGCCUCGGCCAACCCUGCCCGGUGCCUGGCCCUGAAUGUCAGCCUGCGGGAGUGGACGGCCCGCUACGGCCGGGCACCCGCCGCGCCCCACUGCGAUGCCCUGGACGGGGAUGCCGUGGUGCUGCUGCGCGCCCGCGACCUCUUCAACCUCUCGGCGCCCCUGGCCCGGCCCGUGGGCACCGGCCUCUUCCUGCAGACGGCGCUCCGGGGCUGGGCCGUGCAGCUGCUAGACGCGCCCUUCCCCGCGGCGCACCAGCCCCCGCUGGCCACGGCCCACGCGCGCUGGAAGGCGGAGCGCGAGGGGCGCGCGCGGCGGGCGGCGCUCCUGCGGGCGCUGGGCAUCCGCCUGGUGAGCUGGGAGGGCGGGCGGCUCGAGUGGUUCGGCUGCAGCAAGGAGAGCCCGCGCUGCUUCGGGACCGUGGUGGGCGACACGCCGGCCUACCUGUACGAGGAGCGCUGGACGCCCCCGUGCUGCCUGCGCGCGCUCCGGGAGACCGCCCGCUACGUGGUGGGCGUGCUGGAGGCGGCCGGCGUGCGCUACUGGCUGGAGGGCGGCUCGCUGCUGGGGGCGGCCCGGCACGGCGACAUCAUCCCGUGGGACUACGACGUGGACCUGGGCAUCUACCUGGAGGACGUGGGCAACUGCGAGCAGCUGCGCGGGGCCGAGGCGGGCUCGGUGGUGGACGAGCGCGGCUUCGUGUGGGAGAAGGCCGUGGAGGGCGACUUCUUCCGCGUGCAGUACAGCGAGAGCAAUCACCUGCACGUGGACCUGUGGCCCUUCUACCCCCGCAACGGCGUCAUGACCAAGGACACGUGGCUGGACCACCGGCAGGACGUCGAGUUCCCCGAGCACUUCCUGCAGCCUCUCGUGCCCUUGCCCUUCGCCGGCUUCGUAGCGCAGGCGCCGAACGACUACCGCCGCUUCCUGGAGCUCAAGUUCGGCCCCGGGGUCAUCGAGAACCCCGAGUACCCCAACCCCGCGCUCCUGAGUUUGGCGGGAGGCGGCUGAAGCCCUGGCGCCCGCGCAUGCCCCCAGGGGAACAUUCGGGCACGGGGAGCUGGCCUUCGUCUUGGUGCCACUGGCAUUUGGUGGGCGGACCGAGGAUGCCAAGCCGCCCUGCAGGGCCCAGCACAGUCCCAGCCAUCAACGACGCCCCCCCCCCCAAGAUUUCCAAGAACCCGGGCUCCAGGGCUGGGCCAGAGUUUUGGAAAAAGAGGGAGGAAGGGUGUAGGUUCUGGGGCUUGCCUGUCGCGAUUCAGACCCCGGCUCUACCUCUCACUAGGUAGGUGGGCCUGCGCGAGGGGUCCCGGUUUCUCUGUGCCUCAGUUUCCUCCAGGAUUCGCUGAGUACCUGUGUCUAGCACAUGAAGAGCCUCAGGACACUUGGCGGCUUCUGCCACUAGAGGGCGCCCUUGUCCUACCGUGGGGCCGAGGCGACGAGUAGCCAGGACCUCUGCAGCUUGCGCGUGGUCUAGGACAGGCUGACUAUCUGCCGCUCUUCCAGAUUGCGACCUCCUUCCCUUCUGGGAGAGCCCCGUGACCUGCAUGCUGCUCUUAACCCCGUCCUGCAGAGGAGGAAGGAGGCUCAGAGCUCUGCGGGGCAGCGGUGGUUAGAAACUGGGUUCGGAUCCCAGCUCCACUUCUUAUUAACUGUGUAACCUCCUUAUUUUAGCUCUGCACCUGUUUCCCCACUUGCAAAGCAGGGUGCACAAUAAUCAUAGCUCACAUUUACUGAGCACCUACUGUAUACCAGGCAACAUUCUGUGUUUCACACGGAUUCACUGAUUGAUCCCUCACCUCGACCCUCCAAGGUGACAGCUGCUAUUAUUUCCAUUUCACAGAUGAGGAAACUGAGGCCAGAAUGGUAAAGUCACUUGCCGAAGGUCAGACAGCUUAGGAAGUGGCAGAGCAGGGACUUGAACCCAGGUGGUCAGUCUGGAGCCCACACUGGAGUCGCCCACUAUGCCCCUCUCUAAUAACCAUAUAAAGAGGGGCUUUUGGGGGGCGGUACAUACCACGGAGCAGCUAAAGCAAUGGCAGCCUUCCUUUUGUGAUCAUGCACCUAAGAGUAAAUACCCUUUGUGCAUGCGCCCUCAAUAUAUGUAUUUAUUUAGAAAUUAUAUCGUUACUACUAUCAUUCUGUAUAUUAGUAAUCAGGCUUAAAUUAUUCCAUUUUAAAAAUAAAGAUAAAUAUAGAGGUUUCGUUUA